AUUCCUUCUCACACCCACACCUCGCUAAGUCUCCGUCUCGUCUUCGAUGGCCAGCAUCCUCGCGCAAAGCCUACUUCGCCGCUCUCCUCUCAGAUCCGCUCCCUUCAGGGCCCUAUCUGUGACCUGUUCUUGGGCCCACCGUUCCUUCUCCAGCGGACAGGCUCAACUGAUCGAGAUCGACCUGGACCACACCUCUUCCAGCUCAUCCUCUUCCUCGUCUUCUUCUUUUUCGGACGAUGACGGUGAAUUCGGGGCCUUGGCGAUGAAGAAGCUAGACGAAUUGAUCCACCGGAUCAUCGUGCAGAAGUCGACCCCGGAUUGGCUGCCGUUUGUUCCGGGUUCCUCCUUCUGGGUCCCCCCGCGGCCUGGGACCUCUAAGGUGCUCGAUUUGGUCGGAAAGCUUGCCGACCAGCUCAACCAGGAGGAGUCCCUCUCCCUCACCUCCUCGCGUGGCUGGCCCUGCUCUUCUUUCUUCCUAGACGGUAGUGUAGCUGCUGAUUCAAUAAAGGUGGAGUUGGAGGACAAGGGUUCAGCAGAGGUGGAGGAGGUAAAGGUGAAGGUUCUGAAAAAUUCAGCAGACAAAAGGGGAUCUGAGGAUGAGGAAGGAUAAACAGCACAUCCCUUGACAGAAUGGUGACUGUGUUAUUGUAUGGCUGGGAAAAUAAAAAAACAAAAAUCGAAAUGGUAAUCACAGUUAUUGUGAUUGGAACUUGCAGGCUUGCUAACCAUUGUAGAAAGAGCAGAAAGGAGCAGCUGGGCUUGCAUAAGGCUAGCAAGUAAUAUGGAAGAAGGUUGUGCAGGUGUAAUUAUGGCAGUUUUGGGGUAGGGGUUUUGCUCUUUUGCUCCUCCGAUUGUCAAACCCCAUCUACCUCAUGCAUUGCUACAAAAGUAAUUACUUGUCUGCUGUUUAUAUUUCUGUCAACAACUAAGUCGAUGCAUCUUUUAAAAUUCAUAAGAUGGUUUUU
This is a messenger RNA of Juglans microcarpa x Juglans regia, 965 nucleotides long. RefSeq lists its product as uncharacterized. The record is from RefSeq and is a predicted model, not a curated record. The coding region runs from base 47 to 610 and encodes 187 amino acids. The transcript is spliced from 3 exons. Lineage: Eukaryota; Viridiplantae; Streptophyta; Magnoliopsida; Fagales; Juglandaceae.